This is a messenger RNA of Chilo suppressalis (striped riceborer), 8809 nucleotides long. The record is from the annotation of a GenBank genome assembly. NCBI's taxonomy places the organism in Eukaryota, Metazoa, Arthropoda, Insecta, Lepidoptera, Crambidae.
CUCCACUGAAAAGGAUCACAAUAGCUGGUUUGUAGACAAUGGAGUACAAAUCAUGUUACAAACCAAAGACACGUAUUCAAGACUUUUGAGUAUUUUGAUCGAUCACAUACUGUAACGACAGCUAAUGGACAGGCCAUUGAAGCGAUUGGUAAAGGAAUCAUUGAUGUACAAACAGAUUCAGGAAGUCAUUAGCAAUUGAUUACUCUUAAUGAUAUUUGGUAUGUACCAGGGAUCACAAAAAACUUAUUGUCAGUACUAUCAGCCCAAGACAAGCUCUCAAAUAGCAUCUUAACGUCAAAAGCUACAAAAUGUAAAAUUUUGAUUAGUAACAAAAUCCUGUUGGUUGGAGAUAGACAGAAACAAGGUGGACUCUAUAAGCUUCGACUAAGAAAUGUUUCAUCAGAUAAAACAACGGAGAUUAAUGUACUGAACGCAAAGGACAUGUUACGGCUUUAUCAUGAGAGAUUCGCUCACCAUAUAAAACUUACGUGAAAAAGGUGUUGAGCAGAGAAAUUGGAUUGGAGGAUGCAUGUAUGCUCAAGCAUACAGAUUAAAAUUUGAUACUAGAGAAGGUGUUACAUAGCCAGGAGACUUAUCUUUGCAGACGUUUGUGGACCCUUCAUGUACUGGAUAUCGAUACUUUUCAAAGACGCCUAAUCUAGGUUCCGAUUCGUCUAUUUUCUGAAAGAAAAAUCAGAAGUCUACAAAAAGUUGGAACUUAUGUUAGCUGAGAUAAAGGCGACAGUACAUAGAGUCAAAGAACUUUUUACAGAGAACGGAGGUGAAUUUGUUGAUGAGAAGGUUAGAACUAUAUUAUAAUCGAAUGGCAUCAAGCACGGAGUGACAAUGCCACAUACUCCUCAGCAGAAUGCGUGCGAGAGAGAAAACAGAAUAGUUGCUGAAGCAGCUAGAAUUAUAAUGUAUGCGCGAGGUUUUCCUCAAGGCCUAUGGGCUGAAUUAGUAAACACGUCAGUCUAUAUCUUGAACCGUACUGGUCCAACGGUGUAUGUCACCGUACGAAUUGUGGUACAACAAGAAACCCAGAAUUGCUCAUUUAAGAAUAAUAGGAAGUACUUGUUAUGUGCAUGUUCCUAAGGUUACAAGAAAAAAGUUAGACAAAAAAGCAGUAAAAGAAAUUAUAGUAGUAUAUAAUGAAAAUGAAGUAUACAGAGUUUGGAUCAAAGACAAAAAUACUUUGGCAAACUCAUGAGAUGUAAUUUACGAGUACAAGAUUAUUACUCCUACUAAUUUAUUUAUUUAUAAUCAGGCUACAUAGGCCCAUAUAUAAAUACCAUAUAUUCUAACAUAUAUACAGAUAUAAAACAUUGUUGUUAGUAAAUAAAAUUACUAACUAUGUUAGUAAACGCCAAACUAACACGUAUAUACGGCGACGUGUGACGCGAAGUGGUGUCAGGUAAUCAACCUCGGAACCGCCGGAACACGGCACCUUCCGGCCAAAGAUCUUCCUUCAUGAAAGUCGCCAGAUGUUCAUUUGGCACCAUCACCACAAAUGAAUUAAAAUUCACAUUAUGACGGAACUCCAACCGUGCGACUCUCAGGGAGAACUUGGUCUUUAUUCGCAGGUACUCCACGAUCUCCUCUUCCUUCGUAGAGUAAUGAAAUUGAAAUUCCAUUAUAUGCUGAAUCUAUAGACAUACACGAGGAAACUGUUUCCGAGGAAGCUACUAUGCCAGAAGCAUCAGAUUUGCCUGAAAAUCAAAACAUGGAUCAAGAUGACGAUUAAGAAGAAUCCGCUAUUGAAAAUGAAGUAUUCGAAUCUGAGAAUGAAUAUGAGGACGACGAAAUUCUCUCAAGACCAGAAAUACUUGGCCAACGUAGGAUAUCGCUUAGAGAUCGUUCAAAGCUCAGUGCACCGAAGAGAUUCGAAGAUUUUGUGAUGAGUCUAAAACUUAGAUGAUUUAAAAGAACCAAGUUCAUCCGAAGAAGCCAUUGCUACUAAUAAAAAGGAUAAAUGGCAAAAGGCGAUGUAUGAAGAGUUUCAAUCCCUAAAAGAAAAUGAGCCUUGGGAAUGGUUCCUCUUCCUAAAGGCAGAAAGGCAUUGACAUGCAAAUGGAUCUUUAAGGUGAAGAAAAAUCCAGACGGGUCUAUUGAUUGCUAUAAAGCUAGAUUGGUGAUUUAAAGCUAUUUUCAGAAGAAAGGUAUAGACUACUACGAAACCUUUAGCACAGGAGCAAGAAUGUGUACUAUUCGUCUACUACUAAGCAUUGCUGCAAAAAACAAGAUAAAACUCACUCAAUUUGAUGUCUCCAUAGCAUUUUUUUAUGGGACAUUAAAUGAAGAAAUCUACACGAAACAACUGCAAGACUAUAACGACAAUAGGGAUCGAGUUUGUAAGUUGAAGCUCAGUCUUAAUGGAUUAAAACAGGCACCACGAUGCUGGAACAACUGUCUAAAAGAUUUUUUACUAGAAAUUGGGUUUACGGAAAGCAAAGCUGAUCCCUGCCUCUACAUAAGGAAACAGAAGGUGAAUAUUACGUAUGAUGAUUGCCCUGUACGUAGAUGACAGACUUGUGGCUGCGGUAAACCAGAGAGAAUGCGAAAUUUUCUUUGAAGAGCUUAAAGGCAGAUUUAAAGUACGAACAAAACCUGCAAACUUUUUUCUAAGACUUGAAAUUGAGACCAAGAAGAAUGGUUCUAUUAAUGUAACGCAGAGUAGUUAUACUAAGAAACUCAUAGAGAAAUUAGGAAUGGAUAAUAGUAAAGCUGCUGGAACUCCAAUUCUCAAGCAAAAUUUACAAGGCUCACAAAUAAGAGAAGAUACUGAAGUAAGCUUUCCUUACCGUGAAGUUGUGGGUAUGCUCAUGUAUUUAAUGGUUUGCACUAGACCAGAUAUAGCAUUUGCUGUCAUCGUUGUCUUGAGGCAUUUCGAGAAGCCUGAUAACCAAGACAUAAUUAAUGUUAAGAGGAUCAUGCGCUAUUUAAAAGGUACUCUUGACACUGGUUUUGAGUACGGACGAGACACCCUCAAACAUAGAUUGGUCUGCUAUAGUGAUGCAGAUCAUGAUAGUGACUUAGAAACUGGACGCUCUACGUCAGGGAUGGUUUGACUGUACGGGGGAAGUAUUAUUGCAUGGAAAAGCAGCAGGCAGUCUUCUACAGCUGUCUCCAGCACUAAAGCUGAAAUUAUUGCUGUCAGCGAAACAGCAAGAGAAAUAAUAUGGCUGAAAAGACUCAUCGAAAGUAUAGAACCAAGCAAAGAGUUGCCAGUCCUAUAUGUAGAUAAUGAGUCUGCUGUAAGUUUAGCAAAGAACCUUUACGAGUUUCACCACAGAACCAAGCAUAUCAGAUUACGUCACUUCUUUGUAAGAGAAACUAUACGAGAUGGUACUCUGGAAGUAAGAAAGAUACCCAUUUAGUAUCAACAAAAUUGUGUGACCAAAAUUGAAACUAAAGUCAUCAUAGCCUUAUUUAAUUUUCUGUGUUAUUAUAUCAUAAAAAGCUAGCAAUUUCUUAAGAUCCUUUCAACGCUAUUUGUUGGUUCCAAAGAUAGCAAAUGCCAAUCAAAUUUCCAUCGUUAAAGACUGACAUAUUAUUCACUUUUAAUAGCUUGCAGUAAUGUGACUACCAGGAGUUCCAGGUGUUAGUACCUUGAUUAACUAUAAACAAACCACGGACCUGAAAAAAAGACGGACGUAACCUCGUGUAAUCGUGAGUGAAGCAUGCCAAUGGCCGCCCGCUUACCGAGAUUUGUCAGAUUGGCCGACAAUUCAAAUAAAAUUCCAGGAACUAGUAGCCUGUAAUAUGCGUAAAACUCUCGAACUACCGUUUAAGCCUUUAUACUUUUAAAAGUGUCACACAUAAUUCCUUUUACUGCAUUAAAAAUCGUCUUUGAAACAAUAAAUUUGAUGUUUUUUUCAAGAUAUAUCCACGUCCAUCGUACGGCAUAUCAACUAAGGACAAACACUCAUUAACUUUAAUAAUGCGUACGUACAACGUUAAAGCGGAAUCCUAUGUCCUUAUUUAUUUGUCAUCUUUUAAGUAAAGCAUUGAAUAGUAUUGUAGCACCGAUAUUGCAACAAAUCUGUAAACUCACCCUUGCAUAAUCUCUGUGAUCUGUGCAUUCGUGUUGCUAAUGACAACCAAUAAAUAUGAUGUUUAUUUGAAAUGUUUUUGCAACAGGUACAAAAAAAUAUAAACCACACACAUUCUUAGAUCAGUAAAUAACCUUUUACCACAUAUUAUAUAGUAGCAAACUAAUACCGAUUUGUAAUAGAAUCAGAAACUACCUUUACGUCGAAUCAAUCCCCUGAAAUGCCAGCGCGCGAAGCGCCGUGUGUUGAGUUGGGUAGCGUUCCUCAAACUCCAACUAUUGUGGAAUCACCUUCUCUGUCGGAAAUAUCGAGUGCGAGUUCCCCGGAACCACAAAAUGUGCGAGCAACACCUCUUUUCAGGGCCCUAGCAAUGCCACCUCCGGAACCCGCACAGCCUCCAGGCCAGGAAGAGCUGGAGCGCCGGUUACCAGGCUAUAGGCGUAUUGUUAUUCCCAGGGAAUUGACCUUAAUAGAACUACUUAAACAGUGCAGCGGCGUUACUACAGACGAAGAAGUCUUGCGAAUUAGGGAAGCAAAAUUGAGAGUGAUUGCUGAACGUGUCGGGUUGAGGAGACUACACGUGUUAGCACCACUUCUUCGCUCUUUGAUUCUCGACGGAAGUGCAUUAUCAUCCUUGCGCGAUCUUGGAAUUGGUUUAGUUCACCUUAAGGUUUUAAGCGUGAAUCGAUGUGGAUUGACGUGUCUAGACGGCGUAUGGGGUCUGGGAGCACUUUGUGAAUUCUACGCUGCUGGAAAUCGUCUCCAUGAUUUGCAACCUUUAGCAGCUUUACAAAAGCUACACACCUUAAAUUUAGCAAACAAUCCCAUAGCGGACACUAAUCGCAUAUGGACACUGGGAGUCUGUGGUUCUCUUCGUCGUUUGACUUUGAGUGGUACUCCUGCAGCUGAUACUUCUCACUACCGUGCAAGAGUCGCGGCAACCUUGCCGAUGCUUGUAUAUUUAGAUGAUCAUCCUUUACAUGCAGAUAUCGAUUACGAAUGGGAUCAAAUGUUGGAAACGUGCGGCUCGGAUUCUGAAGAAGGCGAUGAGGAAGUAGCGCAGUUGAUGCGGCCGGUGGACGAAGAUCCUCCAGCCGAGCCCGAAGCGAGACCGUCCAAGCAGUUUCCUAAUGUCGAGACAUCGAAUAAACCAGCUCAAGGAGGCGGUGACGCAGGCGCUAAAUCUUCAUUGGCUUCAGUCAUCCGGUCAAGGAGGCCAGCCACGACAGAGGGAGCGGGCGCGAGGCCGCCCAGACCGAAUAUGCCCGCGCGGCCCCGUACUGCACAUGAUCGCCCCAACAUAGACGCACCUUCUCGGCUGCAAAUACUCAAUACAUUAAUGGACGAGGAGUGGCGCUGUAGUGGAAGCAAGCUGACGUCCCACGGAGCGGUGUGCGGAAACCUGACGCACGCUCUACGGCGUCCAGCAUCUGCUCGUAGACCUUCUGAAGCUGACAUUGAGAGGGAGUUGGUGCAGCAAACCAUGGAGGACGCAGCUCGAGCGCUUGCCGAGGAGAUUCCAAGGGUGCCAUGCAUCGAAGACUGGGCUCGGUUCAGGGAAGAGACUGGGAUCGACAUCGAUAUUGAUUUUAAUCAGAGGCCGAGAGAUGCGGAUCCGUCAGAGGUAAUGGAUCGUCUAGAAAGGAUUGAAAAGGAAACCAUGGAGAGAUUCAAACAGGAAGAAGAAAGUCAGAGUGCCGGGACUGCUUCUCCGGAUUCCACAAACAACAGCGAACCGAAAAUGUUGAAUAGUCAUGAUAUCUUUAGAGAAAUACGUUUAGAUCAAUUGCCAGAACCAACAGAAGAAGUAGAUAUUUUAUUCAACGAUUUGUUCAGAAUUAGUCCUGUUCAUACAAAUAUUCUGCUUAAUAGCACCGGAUAUCGACCGCAAUGAAGGAAAGCAAUUAUUGUUGUCUUACGAUCGUAACAGGGAAAAGAAGUCAUGCUGAUUUCUUUUAUCUGUAUUAAAUUAGUUAUAUUUGCUCGUGUAAUACAAGACAAAGUAUAGGUCGCAUUUUGUAGGUCAGAUUUAAUAUUUUUCUACCUAAUCAUUUUAUUUAUAGUAUCACAGAUGCAUCUAAAACAAGAAAUUUGAAAGAUUCAGACCGUGUAAGGUCAACCUACAGCCACCCCUAUACUUGUUAAAGUUUACGAUACAUGAUAUAUCAAACAGUUUAUGAAUACCUAGUUAAGAGGUUUGUAUUGUUUAUUAUUAUUUCUUGAAAUUAUUUGGAUUUAAUAUUAUUCCUAAAAACUGUGUAGUCAUUAGUGACCUUUUCAUUUUAUUAUAAUUCACAACGGAAUAACUCUAUUUUGCUUAGUCUGUUAGCUUCUUAGAAGCUCAAAAUAUACCUAAUUAUUAGAAAGUAGAGAUUUAAUUCAAGAAUACAGGUAUCAAAGAAACAUUUUACUAGAUUUGUUUGUGCCACUUCGUAAUUAAAAAUAUAUGUUUAAGUAGGUGCAUUACGAUACGUACGAUAUAUGUAGUUCCAUAGGCUUAAGGCCAAAGACAAUUAAUUAGCGGUAGAAUACACGCUGCGCAUUAUGUACUAUUUAUGUGAUAGUUUUUGGAUCUCUUUUGUUAAUUGGAAAAAAUAAUAUUAGGUCUUUGCCUAAAACUAUGAAAUUGCCGUUUUUCAUGAAAUGAAUAAACACCCUUUUUUCUAUAUUUUUAUUAAUCAUUGAUGCCCUUUUUGAAAAAGUCUGCUGGACAGGAGGUAAUAAAUUCUUCAAAGGCACUUUGAACUGCCUCUGGGUUAUUGAAUUUUUUCCCCGCUAAGAAGUUAUCCAAAUUCUGGAAAAAGUAAGAGUCUGAAGGGGCGAAGUCUGGUGAGUACGGUGUAUGACGGAGAACUUCCAACCCCAGCUCUUUUAACUUGAAGAUAGUCUGCCGUGCAGUAUGAGGUCGCACGUUGUUGUGUUGGAGCAGCGGAGCCGAACGAUUGACCAAAGCUGGUUGGAGAUGUGCGAGCUUCUCCAUCAUUGUCUUCAGUUCUUCACAGUAAUGCAUACACAUCUGCAGUAAUGCGGAUCCCGUUUGGUAAGAAGCUGUGAUGAAUGAUAUCGGCGUUAGACCACCAAACAGUGACCAUCACUUUUUUAGGGGUCAGUUUUUAUUUGGGACAUUGUUAGGUGCUGAACCAGGGACUAACCAACUUGCUGAGCGCCUGCGAUUGUCGAGAAGAAUUAAUUUAUCAUCGUAAGUAACAUUAUUCAAUAUGUCUUCGUUCGUCUACUGUUGAGCAGUGCAAGGCUCGAUUCGACGCGUACUUCGCGCUGGCAAUAAUUCAAUUCGUGGGGCACCCAUUUGUCAAGCUUUUUUACCUUGCCAAUUUGACGCAAAUGGACCAAUAUUGUUUUGGCGCUAACAUCAAAAGCUAAUUGAGCUGUAGAUUGAGAAUUAUCAGCUUCCACAAUCGCCUUUAAUUCGUCAUUGUCGACUAAAGAUCGACUACGGGGUUAAUUUCUUAGGUCGAAAUUUUCUAGAACGGAAUUGGACAAACCCAUAACGGGUGGUGGUGCGAUCGUUAGUAGUGUUCGCUCCGUAUACGUCGUUGAUUUUGCGUGCCGCUUCUGCGGCUUUGUUUUAAAUAAAUGACUAAUUUUCAUAAAAGAAUACCAUAUUUAAAAAAUCUAAAUGAUUUGAACUUACAAUUCCUAGCGUAAAAAGAAAGGACUUGAAUUUUUUUUAUAGAUAGGUGCGACAAAUGACUCCACCCCUCCUGAUGUUAAGUGAUGGUGAAGUCCAGACGUGAAGAUAGCUGGUACAGCAGUUCUACCUGCCACCUCACCAUCCUCACCUUGCCGGCCUGCAUGUUGCUUCUUCACGCCUCUUUUAAAGGAUCCCACGUUGUAAGAAGGAGGGAACACGUGAGCAGGCAGAGCAUUCCAUUUACGGAUAGUGUGACAAAGAAAUGAGUCACCAAAUUUCUUUGUACGCGUCAGCAAACGGCAAUUUCAUAGGUGAAGUCCUAUUUUUAUUCCAUUGUUUUGGUUAAUAAUUAUUAAGUUAUGUUUCUCGGAGAACGUUGUCCACUUUCACGUUUGGUAUUAUAAUCUUUCAAUUUAAAUGAAAAUUCAAGGUAUGAUUUAUAACUGGUUGUAGCUACUAUGUGAAACUACUUGUACAAACAAUAAUAUUAUUAAUCAGUCUGUGCAAGUUACAUUUAGCAUAGUUUGGGAUUAUGUGACACGUUUCUGGGCUUAAUAUUUUAUGUUUUUUUAAUAUAUUCUUACUUUUGUUUGUCAUAAACAUAACAGGUUUUCAAUAAAAUUUGUGUCAGCUUUGUUUGAUGUUCACGUAAAGUAACUGAUAGGAUUUUUAUGUAAUAGGAUUUUUGGUUGUCUUUCCUUCUUGUCAGUUAAAUAGUAUCAAAAUUAUGUCACUUAUAGUAAAAAAUAGUACAUUAUUCACCGAGGAGUGAAAGUAACCGAUUACCAACGAGGGUGUAGUUUGAGGCCUUAAUACAACCGAGUUGGGAAUAGCACUUUCUUUUAAGGGAUACAUAGUACUUUAAACUAAAAAAGGAAAUAAAAGACACAUUCUUAAAUUGAAUACUAAAGUUGUUACAUUACAUGCUCUUUUGCCUGGGAGCAUAAUCUUGAUUUCACGACUAAUAGGUUCUCAAUGACUGCUAAGGUUUUGUAGUAGUUUCUUUUAAUUCUAGCAGUGUCGAUAAAUCUUUAUUAUCAGUCAUAUACACCGUUUCGAUUAGAUAGUAAAACAAAUAAAAACUGUUAAAAUAAAACAAUAAGAA